ACAGACACACACACUCCCACGGCACCCAGCGCGGAUAAUACGCAUCAAGAUGGCGGUGCAGGCAGCGGACAGCGACGGGAGAAACGUGGAGCUCGAGCACCUGAACGAGUCGCUGGGGAACCCCGGCCUCAUCUCACCGGACAAGGACCUGUCACGAGUCCUGACGGUGCCGUUCAGCGGCCGCAUCCGGGGCGGCAUGCGUCCCGGGAAGAAGAUCAUCGUGAUGGGGAUCGUGGACCAGGAGCCGGCGAGCUUUGACCUGAGCCUGACCUGUGGCCGGGACUCGGAGGAGGAGGAGCCACCGUACGACGUGGCCCUGAAACUCAGCGCCCGCUUCAGCGACCGCCAGUUCCUACGCAGUGCCCGCGUCUCCGGGAAGUGGACGGGGGAGGAAGUGUCCACUUCCUACUUCCCCUUCAUCCCCGACCAGCCCUUCAGGGUGGAGAUCCACUGUGAGCACCAGCGCUUCCGGAUAUUCGUGGACGGACACUCGCUGUUUGACUUUUAUCACAAAGUGAAAUCUUUGCCCUCUAUCGACUCGGUACGGAUACAAGGAGAUCUACAGAUCACCAAGCUCGGCUAACCCCCCCCCCCGCUCUGUAAGUCACGUGUGGAGAAAGGACUCAAUGGAGACAAACACAAACACACAAGUUUGGCCGUUGUGUUGUCAUCCGGCUCCGGCAGCGACAAGUUAGAUCUCCUGCUUAAUUUCCUUCAGUCCUUUGAUCUGAGGCUUUGAUCCCAUGUGAUGGUUCUUUGUGUUUUUCCACGUAGCCCCAGAUCAGGGAUCUCACAGCUUUUAUAUAGUGUUGAUUAGUACUGUUGAAUCCUUUAGGGACAGAGAGGCGGGGGGUGUGUGUGUGUUGGGGGGGGGGGGGGCUUGCAUGGUACAGGAGCCAGUUACUCAGGAACAUCUGGAGCUCAGCAGCUGAAAAAUGCUUAUUGAAGAUGUUAAUAAGUUAAAACUCUUUCUUGUUGACUGAUGGAAUUUAUAAUCAGAUAAAAGAUUGUUUUAGGUGGAUGUAAAGUAAUUGUUGUCGUUUUCUACUAAAACUCGUGUGCAGCUUCACCCUC
Molecule: messenger RNA, 1074 nt
Organism: Pleuronectes platessa (European plaice)
Lineage: Eukaryota; Metazoa; Chordata; Actinopteri; Pleuronectiformes; Pleuronectidae
Product: galectin-related protein
Exons: 5
Coding region: 50-583 (177 amino acids)
Molecular function (GO): carbohydrate binding
Source: RefSeq, a predicted model, not a curated record